AUGCCCCGCCACAUCCGCCUCGGUGUCAUUGUGCCGUCGUCCAACACGGCCCUCGAGCCGUUGACACAACAAAUUGUCGCAUUUCUCAACGCCGAUCCCACUUUUGGAUUGCUGCUGUCUGUCCAUUUUGCCCGUGUCCGCGUGACUACCAUUUCCUUGUCCGCCGACGCCGACGCCCAGUUCGCCCUGUCACCCAUGCUCGAUGCCGCGCAGCUGCUGGCGGAUGCUCGCGUCAAUGUCAUUGGCUGGAGCGGCACGUCGGCAUCGUGGCUGGGCUUUGCCGCGGAUGAUGCGCUGUGCACGGCCAUUGAAGAAGCCACGGGCAUCCCCGCGACAACGGCUGUGCGGGGGAUGAACUCCCUUCUCCAGCAGCAGAGGCGGCCACACGAUACAGUCGGUCUCGUGACACCGUACACGCCCGACGUCAACAAGGCUAUCCAGGAGAACUAUGCCGCCGCUGGUCUGACAAUCUCGGAUGGCCGCUCACGGUACACAGGGUGGUCCGACAACAUAACGUUUGCCAAUCUCGACGAACCGACGCUCGACGCAAUGGUGGACGACGUCGUGAGACAUGGAGCCCAGACAGUGCUCAUUAUGUGCACAAACGUACGGGCAGCGCAGCGCGUGCAGUACUGGGAACGACAGCACGACAUCCAGGUGCUCGACUCUGUAGCCACGACCGUCACGGCCAUGCUGGACGCACUGGGGAUAGAAGUGAAGAGUGCCAGCGCUGCUGAGGCGUGGGGCAAACAAUUUCAAAGCUCAUAA
Sporothrix schenckii 1099-18 is the source of this 768-nucleotide messenger RNA. RefSeq names its product maleate isomerase. Lineage: Eukaryota; Fungi; Ascomycota; Sordariomycetes; Ophiostomatales; Ophiostomataceae. The record is from RefSeq and is a predicted model, not a curated record. The coding region runs from base 1 to 768 and encodes 255 amino acids. The transcript has a single exon.